Molecule: messenger RNA, 470 nt
Organism: Hyposmocoma kahamanoa
Lineage: Eukaryota; Metazoa; Arthropoda; Insecta; Lepidoptera; Cosmopterigidae
Product: cuticle protein 16.5-like
Exons: 2
Coding region: 90-419 (109 amino acids)
Source: RefSeq, a predicted model, not a curated record
AGUCCGGUUUUAGGAAACUUGUAUAUAAUGGUAACUGAAGAUGAGGAGCUCAUCAUUCAGUCUACCGUCGUCUGAAAGCGUACCACAAAAUGUUCAAGCUGUUUGUUACCCUCGCUCUGGUCGGCAUUGCUGCUGCUAAACCGAGCUUGACCUUCGGAUAUUCUCCUGUAGCCUACAGUGCUCCAGUUGUAUCCUACUCCGCACCAGCUGUGUCUUACAGUGCUCCCGCCGUAUCCUACACGGCGCCCGCUGUUGCCUAUUCUGCCCCCGUUGCCCGUGUCGCUGCGUAUCAGGCAUAUUCUGCUCCCGUUGCAACCUACCCCGCCUACUCGACAUACUCUGCCUACUCCACGCCUCUCACCUAUGCCAGUGGCUACGGUUAUCCCUCCAGCUACGCUUAUUUGUGGAAACGUAAAUGAAUGAUCCUUGUUCUUCAGUCUUCAAGUCUAUAAUUACAACGUAACAAUACC